UUACAAUUCUGGGCUUUUGGUUCACCGUUCCUUCUUCGCUGUUGCUCUCAUGGCCGCUUUGGCCGCCCAUUCGCCUCCUUCGCCGGCGCCGAUAUCGCCGGCGAGGAGCCGGCGCCAUGGCUCCUUCAGCUUCUCCCUCCCUUCGUGCUUUUGUCUCCUCUCGUUCCGUCUCCCCUAACGCUAUAAUCUCUGGAUCAUCAGUCAGUUGGAAUCAGAAAGAUAAAACCAGUGUAUCUGAUUAUGUGAUUGAGGGUUUGCAAGAAGAAACUAACUGGGCAAGGUUGGAUGCUGAUCUGCAUUACUGGACCAAGACACUGCGUCCUGUUCAGUGGUAUCCUGGUCACAUUGCUAAAACAGAAAAAGAAUUGAAAGAACAACUUAAGUUGAUGGAUGUUGUUAUUGAGGUUAGAGAUGCUAGGAUACCGAUGGCUACAAGCCAUCCACAGAUGGAUUCCUGGCUCGGCAAUCGGAAAAAAAUUCUAGUUUUGAAUAGAGAAGACAUGAUAUCAACUGCCGAUAGGAAUGCUUGGGCCAAUUACUUUUCGAGACAAGGAAUUAAGGCUGUUUUCUCUAAUGGGCAGCUGGGGAUGGGUGCUAUGAAACUAGGGAGGCUUGUGAAGUCAAUGGCCGUUGGUGUGAAUGUUAAACGUCGAGCCAAGGGACUUCUUCCUCGUCCUGUACGAGCGGGGAUUGUUGGAUAUCCUAAUGUUGGUAAGUCGUCUUUAAUUAAUCGAUUGCUAAAGCGUCGGAUGUGUCCAGCAGCCCCUCGGCCUGGUGUCACACGAGAAUUAAAAUGGGUUCAUUUCGGGAAAGAUUUAGAACUACUGGAUUCUCCUGGCAUAAUUCCGAUGCGGAUAAGUGAUCAGGCAGCUGCCAUUAAGCUUGCCAUAUGUGAUGACAUAGGGGAGAGAUCUUACGAUGUCAUUGAUGUAGCUGCAAUUCUUGUACAAAUGUUGACAAGGCAUCCCGAAGUUGGUUCAGGCAAACUCUUCAAGCGAUAUAACAUCGACGCAGAUAUCUUUGAUGGUAGAAUGUUUCUCGAAAAGCUUGCCCUUCAAUUGUUCAAUGGAGAUGUUAGCCAAGCAGCAUUCCGGGUAUUGACCGACUUUAGAAAGGGGAAGUUCGGCUGGACUGCAUUGGAGAGGCCGCCUUGACAAGGUGCCGUUUCUACCGAUGACCCUCUGAGACCAAGUGAGAGUAUAUACCUAUAAAUUUCUGAUUUCUUUUCGCAGAACUGUAUAUCCUGUUGUUUUCAUAGUCAUAUCACAUGAAAAUAAAUAAACAUGAGAAUUUUUCUGCAUAUUU
Dioscorea cayenensis subsp. rotundata (Guinea yam) is the source of this 1305-nucleotide messenger RNA. RefSeq names its product DAR GTPase 3, chloroplastic. Gene Ontology annotation, molecular function: GTPase activity; GTP binding. Lineage: Eukaryota; Viridiplantae; Streptophyta; Magnoliopsida; Dioscoreales; Dioscoreaceae. The record is from RefSeq and is a predicted model, not a curated record. Gene Ontology annotation, cellular component: mitochondrion.